Messenger RNA from Puccinia triticina, 1122 nucleotides. RefSeq lists its product as uncharacterized. The transcript has 5 exons. The coding region runs from base 1 to 1122 and encodes 373 amino acids. Gene Ontology annotation, molecular function: deoxyhypusine monooxygenase activity. Gene Ontology annotation, biological process: peptidyl-hypusine biosynthetic process. Lineage: Eukaryota; Fungi; Basidiomycota; Pucciniomycetes; Pucciniales; Pucciniaceae. The record is from RefSeq and is a predicted model, not a curated record.
AUGAACAAAAAAUGUAGAAAAGCAAUUUUGGGGAAAAACAAGGGCCCCAAACAAGCCCAACUAUCAGCCAACGAGAUCACCCUGCCGCCUCGCUCGAAUACCCGCACCCAUCAAGAUCCGCAAAACAGAAGGAUGACGGUCCUGAACGUGACGGAAGAUGAGAUCAACGAGCUGCACUCGACGCUCACCAACCGAACAGGCACGGUCCCACUCGCCUCGAGAUUCCGAGCAUUAUUCACACUCAAGGCCAUCGGCUCGACGCCAGCUGUCAGGGCUAUUGGAGACGCCUUGAGACCGCCCAAAGAUCUACCUCAAGCUCUCCUUGGCCACGAACUGGCUUACUGUCUCGGCCAGAUUGCUGAUCCCACUGCCCUGCCCGUACUCGAAGCUACUCUCAGGGAUACUUCUGUUCAUCCAAUGGUCCGCCAUGAGGCGGCCGAGGCAAUGGGAGCCAUUGGAGAUCCGGUUUCAUUGGGCAUCUUGCGGGAGUUUCUGAAGGAUGAAGAAGUAUCAGUUCGAGAGACGUGCGAGCUAGCGAUUGAGAAGAUUGAAGGGAAUGGGGAAGCUAAGGCGAAUGAGGCGGGGGUGUAUGGGACGAUUGACCCGGCGCCCUCGAUGAUCAAGAGUUUCCACCAGACCUCGGGGAAGGACCUUGGACGGAACGAGUUGCUCAAGAUGAAGGUCCAACUUCUCGACCCACAGAAGACUCUCUUUGAGCGUUAUCGGGCUAUGUUCGGUCUCCGGGACGCCAUCCGUAGAGCCUCUGAAACCGAUGAACUCGACCAGAUCGCCAUCGAGGCCCUUGCUAGUGGAUUUUCUGACUCUAGCGCCCUGUUCCGUCACGAAAUUGCCUACGUUUUUGGGCAACUCUCUCACCCAUUAUCAGUCCCCGCCCUGAUCAAAGUCCUAGAAAAUAAACAGGAGGAUGAGAUGGUACGACACGAAGCGGCCGAAGCACUGGGCUCGAUCGCAACGCCAGAAGUAUUAACGACCCUGGAAGCCCAUGCAUCGGCGGACGAACAGAGUCGGGUAGUCCGUGAAAGCUGCGAAGUUGCUCUCGACAUGUACAAACACGAACAUUCCCAAGAGUUCCAAUACACUUUGCCCUUGAAAUCCGUCUGA